UCAGAAUUCGAUUUGAAAUAAACAUUGGUUUAUUUUAUUGUUAUUAAUUCAAUCAACAAAAGUGUAGAGUAUAAUAUUAGUUCACUUAUUUUAAUUAAUAAGUUAUUCUAAUCAAUCAAUUAAAUCUGCUAGCAUCGAUACUAUACUUAGCAUGUAAAAUAUGCAGUAUCACGUGAACUUUUAGUUCUUAUAUUACAAUAAAAAUAUUGAAAAGUUAAAAACAUGAGUCGAUGUGAUUUUAAAAUCGUUCUUUUGGGAAGUGAACAUGUUGGAAAGACUAGUUUAGUGUUAAGAUUUGUUAAUUGUAGGUUUAAUUCUGGCACUCCAUACCAAAACACUAUUGGUGCAGCAUUCUGUGCCAAACAGAUGCAGUCUAAUGAUAAAUAUUUCAAUGUUGGUAUUUGGGAUACAGCAGGCAGUGAAAGAUAUGAAGCUAUGACUCGCAUGUACUACAGGGGGGCACAUGCUGCCAUUAUCUGCUAUGAACCUUCAUCGCAAGCAUCCUGGACGAGGCUGCGUCACUGGCUGCAGGAACUGAGAACAGUUGAAGAGGACUGUAAAGUAUAUCUAUGUGGUACGAAGAAGGAUCUCAUUGAUGGUGGAUUAGUUCAGCGUGAAGUACCGGAAGAUAUCAUCGCGACAUACUCCCAGGGCUUAAGUGGACACUAUCUGACAUCAAGCAAGACCGGGGAGAAUGUUGAUGAACUAUUCCAGAAGAUAGUAGACGAUUGCGCAGCGGAUUUAAGAGUAAUGAAGGAUGUCGAAGAAGCAAGGCUUCACUUACAAAAGGAAGAAAAUGCUAAAAAUAAGAAUUACUGUUAUUGCUGAUAAAUAUAUAAAUGUAUUUACUAAUAGUGCCGGAGAGUGUAAGACUGUCUGGUACAACCCACUACUUAAAUAUACUAACUAACUAAUAGUUGGAAUGGUGAGUGAGCCAGUGUAACAUUGUACAUUUCAAUGGUAAUAACGCCAUGACUGACUGAUAUUACAUUUAUCAUUAUAAUGUUUUUAUUUAAUUCAGAUGUAGAUUUUUAUGAUUUAUUAUAAUUAAUUAUUUUAAUGGAACCAAAAACUAUUUUUAUUAACUGUUUGCUAUCUCAAAUCUCAGAUCUCAGUUUUUACAACACAAAUUAAACAAGUGACAAUUUGCCCUUAACGAAAUGGAUGGAUAGCAAAAAAAAUCCAAGUGUACAGUUGGGAUAAUAUUAUACUUUGAUUCUUAUAGAAUUUUUUAUGUAUACUAAUAUUAUAUAUGCGAAUGAAACUCUGUCUGUCUGUUGCACUUUCACGGCCAAACCAGUGAACCUAUUUUGAUGAAAUUUGUUACGGAGCAAACUUAAACUCCAAAUAAGGACAUAUGUUAAUUUUUUUAAUGCCUCACACCUGACGACCGAUCCCUUAAACGUGAGCGAAGCCGCAAGCGAUAACUAGUUUACUAUACACAAGCGUUUGUGACAUUUUAUUUCAAAACUAAUCUUAAUGACAAGUUAACGGUGAGGAUUGAUUUGUACUUCUUGCAAAUUUUGCG
Molecule: messenger RNA, 1528 nt
Organism: Vanessa tameamea
Lineage: Eukaryota; Metazoa; Arthropoda; Insecta; Lepidoptera; Nymphalidae
Product: ras-related protein Rab-24-like
Exons: 5
Coding region: 223-828 (201 amino acids)
Biological process (GO): intracellular protein transport
Cellular component (GO): endosome; endocytic vesicle; endomembrane system
Molecular function (GO): GTP binding; GTPase activity
Source: RefSeq, a predicted model, not a curated record